CUACUUUGUUACCGAAACUCAAAUAGUCAAAUCAAUGAGCUUUAUAGUCUCAGAUAUUGAUUUGAUCGGCGGAGCGGGCUGGAUCCCUAAUCUCAUAAAUUCUACAGAGAAUUUAUCAAUCAAUAACCCAGAGAAGGGGAAAAAAAGGGGAUAUGAUUGGACAAAUUCUGUAAAAAAGAAGGCGUGAUUUGGUAUUAUUAGUGUUUCCAUUUUGAAAAAGAAGCAAAGAGAAUCUGCUAAUUCCGCUCCUUCCAGUUAUCUUCACUAAUUACUAAUAAUUACCCUCUAUAAUUGCUCUUUCAUUUCUCUCAAUUUUUGAAUUUUCCCUCUCUCUUAUUCUAAUUUUUAUUAUAUUGCAAUGCAAAGAAGCGGCUCCAAUUCAUCAAAAUGUCCUCCAAAAGUGAUUUCCAAGAAUUUCAAUUCUCAGGCACUCUCUCUCAAGCAAGAAAGAAAGUUGAAUUCUGGAUUACUUCAAUAAAUUCUUAUGUGACAGCCAGACUAGUGAUGGGUUUUGUGCCAUGACUCUCGAUACAAUCCUCACAUGAAAGGAAGUUGAUUUCAGUUUCUGAUUCCAAAACCCAUUUUAGAAUGUAUAUCAAAUGUGGUAUCAUUAGUCAUCAUCACAUUGGCAAAAUCCUCCAGAAAAUCAAGAUCAAGGCGUUUUUUUGUGUUCAUUCACACACUUACUGUAUUGGGUAUUUGAUAUAGCAUGUCUUCUUCCUCUUCUUCUUCUUCUUCUUCAUUACACAUUAGAAUACACUUUAGAUUUUGCAGUGCCUGAUCUUGCCCCUUUAUCUGUUUAGGGAGGAUUGAAUUUGCUUAACCUUGUAAAUGGCAGCAACUGAGGGAUCAUUAGACCCAUUGGUUUGAGGUCCUAGUUUUCUAGUACUAGCAGCUGUUUAUCAAAAAAUCGUAAAGAAAAAUGCAAGGUUGUCACAAAUGUACAGUUAAAUAGACAAUGAGCGGCUGUGUAGAAAAAAUUUGUCACUGCAACAAAAUGUUGGUGUUAUAUGAUUUUAACCUUGGAGAUUGUAGAUAUGAAUGCAAUAGUUGUUAUUUGUACUUAACUUCUCAGUCCCUUCUUUAACUCUUUCUGUUUUUGCCUAAAUUAAUUUUCCCAUGCUUCAAUUUCACAGAACUUUCAGAUGAUAGAAACAAGGUUGACAUUCGGUCAAUCAAGACUCUGAAUCCUCAACAUAUGGAUGCUCCCAUUAUACUUCAUUCUAGGAAGAGAGAUACUAUACAAUCUUUAUCGGGUUGUGACUUGCGCAAGAGUUUAGCGUGGGAUAGUGCCUUUUUCACAAGUCCAGGAGUAUUGGAUCCAGAAGAGUUGCUUGAGACUCUUAAUUUUAAAGUAGGGGAUAACGGGGCAGAUAUAACUGGGCAUGUGGAACCAAAGUCUUUACCCUUUGAAUCCACAAUAACGCCAACAAAUGUAAUUGAUAGUUUGCGCAAAAGUUUAGCUUGGGAUAGUGCCUUUUUUACAAGUGCAGGAGUUCUGGAUGCUGACGAGUUGUCUAUCAUAAAUAGAGGAUUUAGAAGGCCAGAAACACUUCCAUUUCCUAGGUUUGAAGAGGAAAUCUGGAGGUCUGCUGAAUCAAAUUCUACCAUAAAUAGUGAUUGUUACUCGCUUGCAAGCCUUGAGAUUGAUCUUUUUGAUGAUAUAAAAGCAUCUAUUCACAAGUCACUUGAUGCUUCAUCCAAUGGGGCAACUUCAACUUGCAAACUGAAAAGAGAAAAAGGAAGGAAAAAUGGCCAUGCUUCAAAAAUACCACAUGUUUCAUCUGGAGUAAAACAUGCUGAUUCAAGUGGAGAAUCCAAACCUUCAUCUUCUCUUAAGCCACUGCAGAUAUCUAGCCGUGCUAACCCUUCAUCGAUAGUUCCCAGCAAAAGGGCUUCUUUGGGUGCAAAUCAUGUUAAAAUGGAUAAUAAAGCUACAAAAUCUGCCUGCGGAGAAAGUAUGGCCAUGACAAAGAAAAUGUGUUUGCGGGAGUCAUGCAAUAUUAUUUCUAGCUCAAAAGCAUCCACAAAAUCGCCGCCUUCAUUUUUGCCUGCUGCAGAAAGUGAGUUUAUGGGAUUUUGCUCUGCUUCAGCUGAUUUCACUUGUAAAUCUCCUUCAAACCCUCGAAGGAGAACAAUUGAUUCCCGGUUGGAUGCUUGUGGUUCAAGGCUUAGAGCUCCUUUGAUAUACUUGGUUAAAAAUAAAACUGAGUUGGACAAUUCUAGUGAUUUUAUUUGUUUACCGUCCACAUCCAAUUUGUCCUCUUAUACAUCACCUGCUAGUUCCAUUGAUGGAUGGUCCUCAGAAUCAUCAUCAACAUCUAUCAAGCAGAGAUCAAAUAGUUCUGCUGCUAGUCCUGUAAGUACUCCAUUUAGAGAGAUUUCUUUUGACAUUGGUUCCCCUAAAGCAUCAGAUUCUGAAAGGCAUAGAUAUGGUCAAACCUUGGGGCAUGAAAUUCAGGAAACCAAGCUCUUGAAUCCACAGUUCAACAAUGUCUCAAUGUGUAAAAGUACUGUUUCUCCAAAUAUUUCAAGAAAACUGAGACCUUCAAGUCUUCGAAUGCCAUCACCAAAAAUAGGAUUUUUUGAUGCGGAAAAUUCUGCUGCUUUAGCACAAAAUGGAGGUCUGAAAUUUCACUCUGGUGUACAGGGCGCUUCUUCCAAAAACAGAAGUGGUAUUAACAACGCCAGUGAAUCAGUAAAUAGAACAAGAUAUGGCAAGCAUCGGUUGGCAGGAACCUCAACAGGACCUUCUAGUAAAACAGGUGCGGAGGAUGAGGGGAAUAUCUACUUAAGGGAGAAGAAGCAACCAUUGAAUGAGCAUGAAGAUAUCAGGGUGCAAUGCCCUGAAAAUAAUGUGCAUAGAUUUGGUGAAAAUAACAAGGAAAAUGUAGGUAGUUUGGCAAAUCAAGUUGAUGACCUCAGUCGACGAAUGGAAGCCGUUGAUUUUAGUGGGGACUUUAUUACAGCAUUCAAUUGAAGUAAGGAUCCUUGUUCAUAGUUUGGCAUCAAGAAUAUUUUCAAGUA
Hevea brasiliensis (rubber tree) is the source of this 3027-nucleotide messenger RNA. RefSeq lists its product as uncharacterized. Gene Ontology annotation, molecular function: microtubule binding. Bases 1199 to 2980 code for a protein of 593 amino acids. The record is from RefSeq and is a predicted model, not a curated record. Lineage: Eukaryota; Viridiplantae; Streptophyta; Magnoliopsida; Malpighiales; Euphorbiaceae. The transcript is spliced from 8 exons.